Sesamum indicum (sesame) is the source of this 922-nucleotide messenger RNA. Its product is annotated as Tetratricopeptide repeat (TPR)-like superfamily protein. Gene Ontology annotation, molecular function: protein binding. The record is from RefSeq and is a predicted model, not a curated record. NCBI's taxonomy places the organism in Eukaryota, Viridiplantae, Streptophyta, Magnoliopsida, Lamiales, Pedaliaceae.
AAUUAUAGAUGAGAUCGAAUUUAAUACCUCUUAUGGAGUGAAAAGUUUUGAAGUUUCAAUUUCAACAUGGCAAAAUAAGAAAAAUAAAAAUCAAAAGAGGAUGUUAUUUGUUAUAUUCAAAGCUAAGUAAAAUGUGGGGCCCAAUGGACUGUGGGCCUCUGGGGAUUUGGCCCAUAAACUAAGAAUUGGGCUUUACAAGACCCUAAGCCCAUUAAAUCCUUCUUCGUUAUUGGUUGAUGCCCAUUUUGCCACUCUCCUCCUCUGCGGAAACCCUAAUCCAAAUGCUAGCUCUUCGCAGGCUCAACAACAAUUGCAUACUCUCGCUGCCGAUUUACAAUGUGGCUGCCCGUUGCUUCAGCACCCAAAGCCCCAAUUCCAACCUUAACGCAAUUCUAUCCAUCGCCGAGUUCGACGAUCUAAUCAACGCCGCCGGCCGCAAACGAGACUUCGCCGCCGUGCGCCACCUUCUGUCGAGGCGCAUGAGCGAUGGACUCCUAAACACCAACAAUACUUUCCAGUUCAUCGCCAUAGAUCCCUCCGUGCUUGACGAGCUCCUGCAAAGUCUCGGCGUCAUCGAUGAUUGGUUCACCAGAAAACACGCGCACGACGCGGUGGUGGCUCAGCUCGCGAGAUUGUACCGCACGACGGAUGCCCUGCGUGUGGCGGAGACCAUGGCGAGGAAGAAGUACGGAGCUACGGCAGUUACGUUUCACCCCAUACUUAACGCGCUAGCGAGGAAGAAGGAGAUGUCCGCCGCUUGGCGGGUGUUGGAUGUGAUGCACGCGUGCAACGUCCGCCCUGCCUUGACAUCGUAUAAUUACAUCAUAUCGGCGCACUGCUCUGUCGGGGACGUGGCUUCCGCCGCGGAGGCGUUGGUGAAAAUGGAAGCAGAAGGGAUGAGGCCUGACUCGAUGACGUACGA